This is a messenger RNA of Pelagomonas calceolata, 1039 nucleotides long. NCBI's taxonomy places the organism in Eukaryota, Pelagophyceae, Pelagomonadales, Pelagomonadaceae. The record is from the annotation of a GenBank genome assembly.
UUGACCGCUACUGCCCAGGGUGAAUUAUUAGCCUGAGCCCCUGAGCUGACCGGUGGCCCAGCGCGCUCACUGAGCCUGACCCAUGGCCCGGCGCGCUCCCUUCGCCUCCCUCUGGUCGCGCGACGACGUGCGCACCGCAGUAGUCGAUUUCUUGCCGACGAAAGCCAUCGCGGUGCUCCCCGUCGUCGCCAAGCCGCUGCGCGCGGUCCAGACGUCCUUGCUUAUUACGGCGAUACGCCGCCGCGGCAAGACCACCGUCCCGAGUCCUCAGACGACGCGCGGCGCGUUGCUCGACGCGCUGCUGGUUGGCGAGCCGCAGCACUUUUGCGAGAGGUGGGAGCGAGGCUUGGAGCAAUGGAGCGAAGACUCGCCUGAUGCGUAUACGGUCAAUGUGUUUCCGUCGCACGAAGGUGGCUUCGUCAGGCUCGAUAGGGAUUUGGAGGAUGAUUUAGGAGGUCACGAAAAGGCACUUACUCACCACUUCCGUGGCGAAAAUCUGCUCGUGACGCGACUCCGGGUGAAACUGGGCUUUGUGGAUUGUGAGCAAGAGGGCGCGGCGGGCUACGCAUCACUCUGUGGUCCUAACGUGCAGUCGGGCGAUGAUGAGGAUGUUGCCCAAUGGGAUGAUUUUAUGGCAGGUCCUAUGUUUAAUAACGACGAGGGAAACGCAUUUUCACUCAUGUGGUUGGCAGGGAAAAGGGGUAAUUCUCGAAUUCUCAUCGAUGCUGUGACGGCUGAAACAUUUUAUGAGGUCGAUGCGCUCGUCCAUCAUGAAUCGGUGACGUCGGGCGUGGGCAAAGUCGAUAUUUUGGUCAACGGGCUGCUAGUCGCCCGGGACAUGGAAUUUUUCUACAGGCCACUCUCGUCGCUUCACCUGUACAACUAUUCGACUAGUACAUCAAAAAUUGGAGAAAUUGAGGUAUGGUACGAAAAGGCUGCGCCGAAUCAGGUCUGGUCAACUGGACCUGGGGAGGCGUCAGACCGGGACGACGACUCGGAGUCGGAGGCAGAUAUGAUGUAAUACAAACAACAUAAAUUA